Messenger RNA from Malania oleifera, 1977 nucleotides. Its product is annotated as growth-regulating factor 4-like. Gene Ontology annotation, cellular component: nucleus. The transcript has 4 exons. Gene Ontology annotation, biological process: regulation of DNA-templated transcription; developmental process; DNA-templated transcription. NCBI's taxonomy places the organism in Eukaryota, Viridiplantae, Streptophyta, Magnoliopsida, Santalales, Ximeniaceae. The record is from RefSeq and is a predicted model, not a curated record. Gene Ontology annotation, molecular function: ATP binding. Bases 632 to 1615 code for a protein of 327 amino acids.
AGCAUGUUCUUAUAGCUAACUUACUGGAGAGCAGGAGAAACCAUGGUUGACUGCUUUGAGCUGAGAUGACUCUCUCUCUCUCUCUCUCAAAUCUUAAUCACUUUGGGAAGAUCCAAAGCAGAUCAAGUCCCCUUCAACUUUCUAUGGAACUUUAAUUAGUGACAAUGACAAGCUUAUCGCUAAUAAUUAGCAGCUAAAACCCUCUCCAAUAAAAUGAGACCGAACUUGGGUUCCUGCGGACACAGAUACUGCUCCCUUCCCAAACGCAGCACAACAACUCCCCCAGAGCUCCCCCCAGCUGUGCAGACAACACCCAGCGACACACUCGGACACAGCCCCCAGUCCCUGACCCCCACCGCCACAUCUCACACACACACACACACACACACACGCACACACACACACACAGUCUCACUGUCUUUCUUCAAAGCCUUCUCUAAACUCGGCUAAUCCUUCGAUAAGCUUUAGAAAAACAAGAAGGGUGUUCGGUUUGGGUGCUGGAAAUGGAGAAAAUUCAUGCGCGGGAGAGGGAGUGCGAUCUGUGUCUGAGCUUGACAAAUGGGUUUUGUCUGAGGUUUUGAGCUGGGGGUUUUUGGUGGGUUUUGUGAGGGAGACUGUGUAGAGUACAGAUAUGAACAGUACGGGUAUGGCGGCGGCGUCGAUGGGGACGGGGAUGGCGAUGAGGGCGGCGGCGUCGCCGUUCACGGUGUCGCAGUGGCAGGAGUUGGAGCACCAAGCUCUGAUCUUCAAGUAUCUGAUGGCGGGUCUCCCUGUUCCUCCUGAUCUCGUGCUCCCCAUUCAGAAAAGCUUUGAAUCCAUGUCCGCUCGCUUCUUCCACCAUCCCAGUAUGGCUUAUUGUUCCUUCUACGGGAAGAAGGUGGACCCAGAGCCGGGUAGAUGCCGGAGGACGGAUGGCAAGAAAUGGAGGUGCUCCAAAGAUGCAUAUCCAGACUCCAAGUACUGUGAGCGGCACAUGCACCGAGGCCGCAACCGUUCAAGAAAGCCUGUGGAAUCGCAAACUACUUCUCAGUCAUCAUCGACUGUAACAUCGAUAAAUGUUGCUGGAGGCAGUGGUGGAGCUGGGAGCUACCAGAGCCUUCCGCUGCAUGCCUUUGGCAAUCCUCAAGGAGGCUCAGGUUCUGGGAGCAACCCAUCUCAUUUCCAUAUGGAGCCCAUUCCCUAUGGCAUCAGUAAUAAGGAUUACAGGUAUGUUCAUGGAUAUAAAACUGAGGUGGGUGAGCAUAGUUUCUUUGAAGCUUCAGGAAGCAACAGAGGUCUCCAUAUUGACUCACCUUUAGACAACACGUGGUCCCUGAUGCCAUCUAGAGUCUCUUCCAUGCCUCCAUCGAAAUCAAGUGACAACUCCAUUUUGCAGAACAAUUAUCCACAACAUUCAUUUUUCAGCAGCGAAUUUGUUUCAGGAGAGCCUGUGAAACAGGAAGGACAAUCCUUGCGACCUUUCUUUGAUGAGUGGCCCAAAGCUAGGGAUUCUUGGUCUGGUCUCGAAGAAGACAGAUCCAAUCACACCUCAUUUUCCACAACCCAGCUUUCAAUCUCCAUUCCGAUGGCCUCAUCGGACUUCUCUACAAGUUCUCGGUCUCCUCCUGAUAAUUGAAGAAGCUGUGCUUGCAGUUUCCAAGACUUCAUCUUCGCAAGGCAGAGACAUGCUGUAGCCCAUUCAGUUUUGUGUGCGCUGUAGACUGCCCAACACCAUUUUCGUCAAUAGCUUUAUGAUUGAGGGUUUUCUGUGGAACUGUUUCUGUAAAACUGCAUUUCCAAGCUGUGAUGCUCAGUUAUGGAAUAAAACAAACUCUAGCAGGAUCUUCGGGAAUUAUGAACACUCUGGUUGUACUAGAUGAACAGUGCAGCAAAUUUUUGGCUUGGGUUUAAUGGGAUUUGCUUCUAAGUUAAACUGAAUAAAAUUAACUUGUGUCUAUUGAAUAACGUCUCUUUGAAAUGAUACUCCUUCAUUGGCUA